Messenger RNA from Athalia rosae (coleseed sawfly), 6485 nucleotides. It is a transcript of the gene dgo, whose product is annotated as ankyrin repeat domain-containing protein 6. The record is from RefSeq and is a predicted model, not a curated record. Gene Ontology annotation, molecular function: protein binding; palmitoyltransferase activity. Gene Ontology annotation, cellular component: Golgi membrane. Bases 3457 to 5934 code for a protein of 825 amino acids. The transcript has 10 exons. NCBI's taxonomy places the organism in Eukaryota, Metazoa, Arthropoda, Insecta, Hymenoptera, Athaliidae. Gene Ontology annotation, biological process: protein palmitoylation.
GCAUAAAAUGAUGAAAUUAUUAUAACGUUGAAGAUGGAGUGAAUUGUUUUUGCGAAUGUGCUAGCAUGUGGUAUACGAACAAUUCAAAAUUUUGAUUCUUCAAUCUAUUUUUACUUAACAAUUGUAAAAUUACCAAAUUUAUCCAAAUGUCGGUACUUAUUUCCCCGAUGAUGUGACUAUGGCGAUGACAACAAUGACAAUGUUAUUCCAAACUAAAAAUCUAAUGGUAACUAGUUGUGUGAUUGGAUGUGAAAAUUGAAAGUUCCCAAAAAAGACGAGUCGUGACACGCUGAUGCAGAGUUGUCAAUGUAUACGUACGGUGGUCUCUGCGGUUGAUCGAAGAUUCGUAAAGCCAGCUACAGGACUCUAGUCCCCAGGCUAUACCCCAGCUACAAAGUCUCGCGAGCUCGCGCCCUCUCACUAAGUAAUAUAGUUCAGUUAAUAGACCCCGCGGCGAGUCAAAGAAACUAUUCACAAAUGCGCUCACCGAAGGCAUUGCAAAUGCUCCCUCGCUUGCACUCCGGCGUUUGUACACACCAAUAACAGUUGACCACAACUAUUAUCCGACGCCUUACAAAAAUAAAAUAUACGCCCUGAUUAAUAUAACGAUGAUGAAUAAAAAUAAUUUUCAACUUCUCGUUAGAUGGGUUUGCGUUGCCUGCUUCAAGCAAAAUUAUGAUUAUUGGGUUUUGUCUACUCAUGAAAGAUCGGCGGAAAUAGAAUAAUUAGUUUUUUACCGACAGGUAUACACAGUGUUUCUCAUUGAUUCACAUAUGUAUAUACUAAAUAUCUCCAAAACUAAUUGUAAGGAUUUUUUGGCAAAAAUCAUCUGUAGUCACUUUAGUUGUGAUGGCAGAAAUCAGUUCUUACAGUUCAAAACACAACAUAAGAAGUUGACAUAAAAAAAAAAAAAAAGGUAUUUUUUAAAACCAAUGCAAAGGUAAGAGCUUUUAAUUCUUGUUUGAAGAACGUGGUGGUUCUCGAACGUUUCACUUCUAUGCUCAAUUCUCGGUAUUAAAUCUGCUACCCAUCGAUGGCAAUUGUUGAAAACAGUAGUUUGCAACAUAAGUAUUCACGCAAAUAAAACUAUGUAAAGGGUUAUAGUAUAGUUAUUCAUUUGUACUACAAUACCCAUAUUUAUUUCUCCUGUGUAGAGACUAAUACUCGGACAAUGUUCAGUCUGAUAGGACAUUGCUGUAAGAGCUUCCUCACCUGGUUGAGCUUGAAGAUCUUGAGCAGUUGACUCACGAUGAUAUAACACAAAUUUGUGGAAAUUGGACAGUUCUAAAUAAUUAUACAACAAAAGUGAGAUUGAAUAUAAAAUCUUUGCAACAAAGCAACAAACGCCUGGAGAUGGAUGCGGGAAGUCCUAAAUCAUUUGUUGUAUUCUAAGAGAUAGGAUUAUGGUAAAAGAUUUUGCAGCUGUUGAGAUGCUCAGUGUGCAUGUUGGCAAUGAUUCGUGCAUCACUUAUUAGCUUUGUUUAACAUUACUCGAAUAUGUUCAUAAAAUUUUUAAUCAGUCUUGAAAAUGUGCAGCAGUAUCACUAAAAUUGAGACCAAAAAAAUUACACACUUCCAUGAAAUGAUACAAUAAAUUUAUCAAUCAUUUGGUAUGUAUACAUUGAUGUGCCCACGGUGACUGGAAGACCUCUUGAAAAAGACGACUUUCUACUAAUGACUAACCCAUUGUGGCGCAUGAUGGUUAAUAUAUUCUUUCUGCACAUUUCUUUGGAAAUUUCGGGGAUUUUCUUACCGUUGAAAGUGUGAUACUAUCCGCAUAAAAGUCUGGAAAGCUGUGGAAGACAGUUCGCCGUAACAUUGCUGGUCGUUGUUAGAAGGUGGAAUCGAUGAAUCAAUCUUGAGUAUAUCAAAACACAAUAACGUCGUAAGAACUUUGUAAGAACUAUCCCUAUUUACAAAUGUGGCUGUAAAAGGCAACAAUAAAAUGACGUCUCACAGUCAGAGGUACAACUCAGAGAGUCCAUAAAAAAAAAAAAAAAAAACGAUUUUCACAUCACGACGAUCUGUAUCUCAGCAAUAACAUGAUGAACUCGUAUGCAUAUGCAUCUUAAUUCAUUAAUUUGCAAUCUGCCUGCUUCAUUUAUAACCCUUUUUUUUAUAAGAAGAAUCUUCAGGAAUCGAGCACAUAAGAAUAAAUUGAGAAUGUUACUCUCCUACAUGGAAGAGCAUUUGGAAGUCAGCAACAGUAAUACAAAUAAUCAACCUAGGAUCCGUGGACAAUGACGAACAUGAAAAAAUGUUGAGUCGCUUAGCUACAGAAAAUGAAUGAACUAGGACCCGUAAUGAGAGAUACGUAUGGUAACCCAUACCUACCUACGUAUAGUACGGACCUACCUAUAAUCCACGUUUUUCCAUAGAUCAGUGAUUUCAUACUUUCGGCGGUGACCGAGAAUUCCAUCGACAUUCGCCGUCUGCUUGGAGCUUGGAGCAUGUAUGUAUAGUACGUACGUGCUUCCAAGGAGUUCUUCCGUCCCUUGUCGUUGGUAUUGCGACUAUGGAAGAGAGGGAGGACCCGUCGAUCCUUUGGGAACGGUGUUCACUUCAGUCCAGUCUCUAGCCAACCGUCCGUUCGUCGGGGUCGCGACGUCGCUCGACGGAGGUGUUCGUAACCAUGUUGUAACGGUUUAUCAUUUCGGGGACAUGAUUCUGGUCAUCGUUGUAUUCGAGGUAUACAAAAAGCGUUUCGUUAUUUGUGAUUCUCGUGGCGAUGUUUUCAUCGCUAUCCGGUAUCUAUGUUCGUGUCCAAUUCUUGAUCUCGCGUCACGCAUCGCGACGCCUGUUACGAUCGCGUCGUUCAAGAGUCCUUAAAUCGAAUCGCAAGUUACGUUCGUAAUUUUUCACGGUAUAAAUUUCGUUUUUCGGUUAAUCGAAAAUCGUGAUUUUUAAACUUUGUGACGCCGAUCGGGCUAACCAAGAGUGGCGCAUAAAAAAAAUUGCGGAAAUAUUCAACAAGUGAGAGAAGAGUUGUGACUCGGAUGCUUGUGAAGUUGCCGUGUAACGUAGAAACUGGCAUACCCAUACGUGGUCAGGUGUACGUAUGUACAUACGUAUACGUACGACAUACAUGGAGUGCUGUGUGCAGUGGGGUUCGGUGAUAUGAACGCUGGGUUAGGCAGCGUUACCUCCGAUACGAAAAUUUUCCAAGCAGGUACUUCGGUGCCUUCGAUCGAAGGUUAUUUUUGGUUAUACGUACAUACGUACGACGGAGUAUUUACCCAUCAUCGCGAUAAUCAUAAUCAGCUUUAUCAACAUCGUACCGUGAUUAAAAAUUGAGAGCACAGUGCAGGUUACGUCGAUUUUUUCCAUCAACUGUUGACCGUCGUGCAAUUGUCGGUGAAUUUUCAGUGCGUUUGGUUCUUGAUUAAGGAUUAAUUAUCGUCACCCACGGCCUGCGGAUAUUCAAAUUGGAAUGUAGUAUACAGAUGCGUGGCAGGAAUGGCGGAGAAGGUGCGCGAGGCGUCUCUCCGUGGCGAUGUCCCGCGUCUCGCUCGCCUCCUCGACGACGCCGUAAAACCGCUUCCGGACGAGCGAGGAACGAGUCCGCUUCUGCUAGCUGCCGCGGGAGGACACGCGGAUGCUUGCGCGACCCUCUUAUCGCAUGGGAGCGACGUAAACGCCGCUGACAACUCGGGUUCGGCCCCGCUCCAGAGAGCUGCCGCCGAAGGACAUCUCGACGUUGUGGAACUUCUUCUCGAGCAUGGCGCCGAUAUCGGCAAACAGGACACCGUCCACGGGAACUCGGCCCUCCACGAAGCGUCUUGGCGAGGCUACAGCCGUACGGUUUCUGCCCUUGCGAAAGCUCUCGGGACUCACAGAGCUCCCCUUCACGCGCGCAAUCUGACCGGUUUUGCACCUUUGCACCUCGCUUGUCAAAACGGACACAAUCAGAGCUGCAGGGAACUCCUUCUCGCAGGAUGUAAUCCCGAUCUACAAAACAACUACGGAGACACGCCUUUGCACACCUCCGCGCGCUACGGACACGCUGGAGUUACAAGGAUUCUCAUCUCGGCGUUGUGUCGUGUGUCGGAUCAGAAUAAAAACGGCGACACUGCCCUGCACAUCGCGGCAGCAAUGGGACGGAGAAAAUUGACGAGGAUCCUGUUGGAAGCGGGCUGCGACAGAACCUUGAGGAAUAAACAGGCGGAAACAGCGAAGGACAUCGCACGUAGAAAAAAUCUAUCCGAAAUUUUAGAUAUCAUAUGUAAAGCCCGUAGUAGAAGCAGGGCUCAAGCUAAAGGCAAGGACGAAGAAUCCAAGGACGAUAAGUCAAUGGAUCGGGGAUUUACCGAUAAAAUAGACUCGCGCCAGAAAAGCGGCAAAGGGAAUAAAAAACGGGAGAAGACCGGCAGCGGUACCAGCGGAAGUAGAGACGGUAAUUCUAAGAAGGAAAAAAAGAAACUGAAGGGCGGUAAACAGCACAAAGUGCGCUUCGAAAAAGCCGUUGGAAAACAGUGGUCUCCUUACGGGUGUCAUUACUAUCCGGAUCCCGAAGCUUUCCCUCAACCGAGACUGGAUUCUCUGCCGUCGGAUCCUCUGGCGCGGGGGGAACAGUAUUACCUCGAUCUAGCUGGGAACAUUCGUAAGGGACCGGUGGGUGUCGGGUACACCUGUUACUGCGCACCAUUUUUCCGACACAUGGAAGCCAAGUUGGAGAGAGACAAAGCUGAGCUGAAAGCCCACAUAGAUCAGGCGCACGAAAGACUGGAUCUAAAAGUCACCAAUUUGGAACGACGUACGAGAGGUCAGAUUUCCGAAUUGACCAGAUGCGUCGUUGCCGAAAGGGCGAGAUGCGACGAAAGACAUUUGCAUUUGCAACAGUGGCUUUCCAGAGGAGGUCGCGGUAGGCGCAGUGAAAGACCACCGCGCCCCGUCAAUGCGAAUCCACAACCUCCGACCAGGGCAAGAUCCUUAGAGGACUUACUCGACGACAGACCACAGGAUCGAAGCUUCGAGAUUCCCGGCGAAACCCCGGGUCGCGGUGGAAGCCUCGAUGAUCUGGAUAUUCCCGCUAUUCCUAGACUCAGCAAGUCCAUGAGAGACCUUCCCUCGGGAAGUGGAUCCGUCAGACCGGCAUUGAGGGUUUUAGAUGUACCUUCCCGACUCGACCCAAGUUUCGAUGCGGCGCUAAAAACCGAUCGAACUUCUCCUUUGGGAAAAGCUGUGUCACCGUCACUCGGAUCGAAACAUCAAGUACUCGAGUCACAGUUCUCGAGCUCCGAUGGUCAUGUGACGAGCUCUCGUCGCAUGGGAGUGGUCAACGCGCGUUCCAAAAAUAGCGAGGAACAUCCAUGCGGCGAUUGGCGCAGAGCUGCUCCGGGUCGGCGGAGCGUUCACGAGAUGAUACAGCGUUUUCAAAGUGUACCUGGAAUGCAUAACGGAUGGAGAGGAGGACAGCGAUCGGGAAGUAGCGAACCGACUAGUCCGGACCACAGCCAAAGUUCCCAAAAUCUUAGAGUACAGCCUCAGGGAGGAAUUGGUAAUGGAUGGCGUGGGGAAGGAGAGGGUAACGAUUCAGAAAGCAGCGAAGGUGAGGACGACGCCGUACAGCCGGAACCUGUUAACGAAGGACCAGCGCUGAAGGGGAUGCCGUCCAAUGAUGUCCCUUACGAGACUAUAGCCAGAUUGCCGUACAGGUCUCGUAACGCAGUUUACAGCCCAACACCACCUUUACACGAUACGCAUAACGAUUCGGGUUACAGUACACGCAUGUACGGGUCGAGCAAAGGCGCAUCACCUUCUCUGUCAGGUCAACUAGAUUGUGAUGGGAUCGUAACGGGCACCUCUCAGAGCAUCUACCCGAGUGGGGAUCAAUUCGCUGCUUUAUUGGAACAACCGAGAGGACGUGAUCUUACGUCCUACGAGCGUACAGCUGACAAUGUUGUGAUAAAUAUUGGCGCAGCAAGUUUAGUUUGAUAAGAAUACAAUCACCGAAAAUAAUUGAUUGAAUGGAAGCGAACGGAGAAAAUUCAUCGGAGAAAUUCAGUCAAUGAUUUCAUGAAAAAAUGCGGCAUUCGCAAAUUGUUGCAACACUUUUAGCGCACACUAGGUAUAUUUCUAGGUAAUAUUUUGCAGAACUGGUCAAUCUGUUCAAGUUUAUAAUCGAGACUAUACUAAAAAUACUCAUGAGCUGAUAUUCAAAUCAUAUUAUCAACAUUCGAGCACGAAUUAACAAAACUCAAAGACCGACCGCAACUAUCAAAUUUCUUCUCAACUGAUAUGAUGAUUAAUUUGCUUUCAGCCGCAUGGAACUGUAAGCGUACCGAUAACGUUGAUUUAUCACGCCCAAGUUUUUGUCUCGUCGUUUCCCAGAACACAUGAGAUACUUACGAUGAGAUUGGCGAACACUUUUGUCAAUAAACCCUCCAUUCGUUGAAUAGAGGACACAAAAAAUGUAGGUAAAAUAUACUCGCCAUACAUCAACUGAUUGGAAAUUGUUUAAUAAAAGAUUAUUUAUUUUUUACGGA